Molecule: messenger RNA, 1489 nt
Organism: Carya illinoinensis
Lineage: Eukaryota; Viridiplantae; Streptophyta; Magnoliopsida; Fagales; Juglandaceae
Product: 15-cis-zeta-carotene isomerase, chloroplastic
Exons: 4
Coding region: 7-1341 (444 amino acids)
Biological process (GO): carotene biosynthetic process
Cellular component (GO): chloroplast
Molecular function (GO): 9,15,9'-tri-cis-zeta-carotene isomerase activity
Source: RefSeq, a predicted model, not a curated record
AUAUUGAUGGGGGUGCCGACUGCCGAGGUCCUAAUUCCUAAGCAUUUCCUGCUCUCGGUUGCUCCACCGAAAACAAUAUUAAAAAGCACAGAAAAUCCAAAAUCCACAGGUGAGAGCGCAACACCCUUCAGAUGCUCUUCGCUUUGGGUGUUUUCUCCUAUCUACUUUCCUCUUUCACUUCACCACUCCGUAGCAAUGGCUACUACUCUUGUCUUCUCAAAUCCCUACUCCCCCUUACCUCACCGCCCCUUUGGCAAUAAGCGGUCGACCCACCUACUCAGACGGCCUGCCUCUACCCUCAAAACUCUGCUCAUACCCUCUUUCAAGGAAUCCUUCCAUAGUUCACUAUUUGCUUCCAAUUCCCUCCCAUUAUUCACCCGGAGGUUUCAGCUGGCCGUCCGAAUUUCCACGGGUGAUACGGAGACAAAGAAAUCUUCCGAUGAUGAUGAUGAGUCUUCGCCAGUGUUGUUGAUGGGCGAGGACUCCGCCUCGUUCGACUUGGCCCAGCAGAAGAUAUCUUCUUGGAUAUAUUUCUCUCUUAUUCUUGGAGUGGUUCUGUUUGUGCUUGACUUUGUUUGGAUUGAUAACUCGACUGGCCUCGGCAAGGCCUUCGUCGACGCUGUUUCUGGACUUUCGGGCAGCCAUGAGGUUGUGAUGUUAACCCUCAUUCUCAUUUUUGCCAUUGUCCACAGUGGCUUGGCUAGUCUCCGAGAUGGGGGUGAAAAACUCAUAGGAGAACGUGCUUUCCGUGUUCUGUUUGCAGGGACAUCUCUACCGUUGGCUGUUAGUACUAUUGUGUAUUUUAUCAACCACAGAUAUGAUGGACAACAAUUAUGGCAGCUCCAGAGUGUUCCUGGGCUUCACCAAUUCGUGUGGCUCUCUUCUUUUAUCUCUUUCUUUUUCCUCUAUCCUUCGACCUUUAAUUUGUUGGAGGUAGCGGCAGUUGAGAAGCCUAAAAUGCAUCUUUGGGAGACUGGGAUAAUGAGAAUCACGAGGCACCCACAGAUGGUUGGGCAGGUAGUCUGGUGCCUGGCUCACACUCUUUGGAUCGGAAACUCGGUGGUUGUAGCUGCCUCUGUUGGAUUGAUUGGCCACCAUCUAUUUGGUGUUUGGAAUGGGGAUAGGAGGUUAGCUAUACGGUAUGGUGAGGCUUUCGAAUCUGUGAAAAGGCGAACAAGUGUAAUUCCAUUUGCAGCGAUUCUUGAAGGCCGUCAAAAGUUGCCAAAAGAAUACUACAAAGAAUUUAUUCGAGUUCCAUAUUUGACAAUCACAGCAUUGACAUUAGGUGCAUAUUUUGCACACCCACUUAUGCAGGCAGCCAGUUUCGGUCUUCAUUGGUAGGGUAUAGAUUCAUUCAUCUGCUGUUGCAUCCGAUGAUACGCCAUUUUCGUUUUUGGAUUUGUAUAUAAUCGAUAUACCAAAACACUUGCUUUUGUCCCGUGCACACACUACAAGUUCUACCAUUCAGGAAUAAUGCAUUUUUCAUGCA